AUGCAGUGGAGGACCGACGGGGCCUUUUUUUACUCAGGCGCGGUGCUGCACGCUGUGUUGGAGUCCGACGAUGAAGAGGCGGACUACAGAGAAAAGAUCAUGGCAGUGAAGGAGGGCGCCCUUGUUUUCUUCCUGGACCCAAAGGCAAGGGACGAAGAGCCCACGACUGUGCUGCGGCCCCACAAAACCCUUUCCGUUUCUUUUUCUCCAAACGCCUUUUUGAUUUCCAUUUCUUAUCUCCCUUUCCCCACUCGCCACGAAGUCCACCUCGUCAAACUCAUUUCCGAAGACGAGCUCAACAGGUGGCUAGCUAGCUGGCUAGCUGGCUAG
Messenger RNA from Eimeria necatrix, 330 nucleotides. RefSeq lists its product as hypothetical. NCBI's taxonomy places the organism in Eukaryota, Apicomplexa, Conoidasida, Eucoccidiorida, Eimeriidae. The transcript is spliced from 4 exons. The coding region runs from base 1 to 330 and encodes 109 amino acids. The record is from RefSeq and is a predicted model, not a curated record.